Cylicocyclus nassatus is the source of this 447-nucleotide messenger RNA. The record is from the annotation of a GenBank genome assembly. NCBI's taxonomy places the organism in Eukaryota, Metazoa, Nematoda, Chromadorea, Rhabditida, Strongylidae.
AUGAUUGAGCUCGACCUUUGGGACCGGUACUGGUCCUUGGACUCGGCCGGAAUAGAAGAGUAUACCGGCUCAAAAUACUCAGAAAAGGCGAAGAUAAAUGAAAAAGUUCUACAGUACUUCCACGAUACUAUCGAAAAAAGAAACGACGGGUACUACGUAAGGUUACCGCUUGAAGAAACAUGUGACCAAUUGCCAACGAACAAAGCAAUAGCAUACCGUCGCCUUGCUAGCGUUAUGAAAAUGCUACAUGCAAACAGCGAAUUGCUGCAGCAAUAUCACAGCAUUUUUCAAGAACAGUUGGAGGCGGGAAUACUAGAGGAGGUAGUGAAUACGGUACCAGAGUACCGCACUACCGGUGUAACGGACGCAUAUCCGGGAGAACCGCGCGUGGUUCAUGCAAAAGAUCGAAUGACAGAAGAUCCCGCCGUCGACGGGCGACCGGAUUGA